AUGCCCAUUUCACAGACCCCACCUGAGAGGGACAACUGGGAGCGCCCACGCUGGGAGUUCACCCUGCGGAGGAAGCUGGGUGAGGGCUACUUUGGAGAGGUGUGGGAAGGACUGUGGAGGAACACGGUGCCGGUGGCCAUCAAGAUCAUAAAAGCUGACAUGAAGACAGAAGACUUCACCAAGGAGAUUCAGAACCUGAAGCGCCUGAGGCAUGAGAAGCUGAUCCAGCUGCAUGCUGUCUGCUCGCUGGAUGAGCCUGUGUACAUCAUCACUGAGCUCAUGCGGAAAGGCAACCUCCACACCUACCUCAACAGUCCAGAAGGGAAGUCCCUGGGCACCUCCCACCUGCUCAACAUUGCCUGCCAAGUGGCGGAUGGGAUGAGGUACCUGGAGGAGAAGCACAUUGUUCACCGGGACCUGGCAGCCAGAAACAUCCUGGUAGGAGAGGAACUCACCUGCAAAAUUGCUGAUUUUGGACUUGCCCGUCUUCUCAAGGAUGACAUUUAUUCCACCAGCAGCAGCACCAAAAUCCCAGUGAAGUGGACAGCCCCAGAGGCAGCCAACUACCGUACCUACUCCCUCAAGUCUGAUGUCUGGUCCUACGGGAUUCUGCUCUAUGAAGUCUUCACAUAUGGACAGAUCCCGUACGAAGGAAUGACGAACCAAGAAACUGUACGACAAAUCACCAGGGGCUACCGCCUUCCCCGGCCCAGCUCCUGUCCUCCUGAGAUCUACAGCAUCAUGCUGGAAUGCUGGAAUGGCAACACAGAGGAGCGUCCCACCUUCUUGGCCCUACGGGAGAAGCUGGGCUUCAUCUACAGACGACUGCUCAGCUCUCUUUCCUGA
Antrostomus carolinensis (chuck-will's-widow) is the source of this 846-nucleotide messenger RNA. Its product is annotated as tyrosine-protein kinase Srms. The coding region runs from base 1 to 846 and encodes 281 amino acids. Gene Ontology annotation, biological process: protein phosphorylation. Lineage: Eukaryota; Metazoa; Chordata; Aves; Caprimulgiformes; Caprimulgidae. The transcript is spliced from 5 exons. The record is from RefSeq and is a predicted model, not a curated record. Gene Ontology annotation, molecular function: ATP binding; protein tyrosine kinase activity.